CCAGCGGCGUAGCGCACGGCACGAACGGGCCGCUCGCGCCCUUGCAGGAACGUUGGCUCGACGUGGAGCCGCGGGAGCCCCGUCCGCCACGCUGACCGCGCGCAAAGUGGGCCAACGUCCCCGCUACGCCUGGUCCGGUCCGUCCAUGGCCAGCCUGUCCGAGAAGCGGUUGCUGGUCGGCUUCGACGACCUAGGCAUCCCCGACUGGACGCAGGUCGAGUUCCUCACCUUCUCGCGCGAGAUACGCCUGUGCUCGCUGUGCGGCGUCGUCUCGGCCAGCACGGCCACCGUCGGCUGCCAGCAUGUUCUCUGCAGCUUCUGCUUCCGCGACCAGGGAGAGGGCCCCAGCAUCGUCUGCCCCAUUGACAAGGUGGAGACCUCUACCAGCAAGGCCAAAUUCGAGCGGAACAACACCGAGCUGCUACUGUCGCUUCGCGUGGCAUGUGUGAACCGUCGCAAUGGGUGCCGCCUUCUGGACACACUGCGGGGCAUGAAGGAUCACCUCAAGCAGUGCGAGUUCCAGGCCGUCCAGUGCCAGAUGUGCGGCAAGAAGAUCAAGCUUCACGAGGUGCCUGGCCACGCACGCAAGGACUGUUCCCGCAUUCCCAAGUCCGAAAACAGCAAGCGAGCCGCCGCAGCACCAGCUGCCCAGCCAGCAGUAGCCACGAUGCGCACAGCACCACCGAAAUCCAUGGGUGAGCAGACGACGACUAUGGGACAAAUGCAGGGCCAGGUAGCGCAAACUGCACCGCCUCAGGUCAUGCAGGCUCAAGCAAUGCCGCCACAGAUGGUCAUGCAACCGAUGUCGAUGACACCACAGGCAAUGAUGACUCAGCACCUCCAAGCGGCACCUGUCGUCAUGCAACAAGCACCAUGGCUUGAUGAAGUCGCCACGCUGCAGCAGAAGGUGAACAAAGUGCAUGAAGACGUACGCAAGAUGGCCACCAGGAUGCAGGCACUCAAGGAUGAGACUGCCCGGGAGCUAGACAUCUUUAAGAAGGAAUUGCAGAAGAUGAAGAAUGAGAAAGGAGAUUACAGUAUGAUUGUCAAUGGCAUUUCUGGCUUGCGCAGUCAAAUGAAGGACAACAUGGUGGAUGUGACUGAUGAAUUCGAUGCCAUUAAGGAAGAGAUGAGGCUUUACGGAGCAAGCAUUGAGGACCUUGGAGCACUGAAGGAGACCAUGGAAAUGAGGAUUGGAGAUAUUGUUCAGCAUGUGGAAUCACUGAAGGAAAGCGUGGACGCAUAUGCGAACCUGAGUACCACGGUGACUGAGAUGAAGACCUCAAUUGCUGCUAUUCAGGACAUGAAGCAUGUGAUGGAAUUUGUCUCAGACUUCGAACAGACCUUGCUGGGCGACAUUACAGGAAGCUCUGGCGACAAGAAGAAAGCAUUUACCCAACAAGUGGAGAUGCUUAAGAAAUGUGUGGAAGUAAUUGAUGAACUAAAGUCAACGGUCAAGCUUAAGGAUAUGGAGCAAGUUGUCAAUGAACUAAGCACCAUCAAGGAUGAUCUGGGAAAAUAUAGUGCACUUAAUGACAAGGUUGAAGGAAUAUCAUCAGAUUUAACUGGGCUGAAGGCAGUAGUGAAGGAGGCUGGGGACUUUGCCAGGAGCAAUCCUGCGCUGACACGGGAAUACCGCACCGAGCUUGAAGGGUACAGGGCGGAGGUCAAACUGAUACAAGAGAAAAUGCAGAAAAUUGGCACCGACAUCGAUCAUCUGAAGAGCACUUCAGAUGAUACAAAGGAUAAAGUUGGACUUGAUGAAGUAGUUGCUGAAGUCUCAAACCUAAAGAUGAAAUUCGAGGACUUCGAUGCCAUAGAAGAAUCCCUGCAAGAAACAAAGGAUGGAUUUCUGCGUAUUAAUGUUCUGUCAGUAGAGCUUGACAAAAUCCGUGAGAAGAUUGAUAAACUUGAACAAAGCGAAGUAAUGAACAAGGACACAGCCAAGAAAUUGGAAGAGGCAACCACACAGCUGUCUUCCAUGCAGACAGUAAACGAGAGUAUUCAGAGGUUGCAAAACAGCUUGCAGACACUAAACAAGCGCUUCAUUAGAAAGACUGAAGAGUUGCAGGCAAGCAUUGGAGCUACUGUGUCAGAAAAGCUUGAAGCUUCAGAAAAGUUUAAGGAACUGGCAGAAGUAAAAGCAACUAUCGCUGAGGUAAAGAAGGAUGUCCAACUGUUGAAUGACCUGAAAGACACAUUGUCUACAAAAAGCGGUGCCAAGCAAGAAGGCCUUGCAGAUGUAGUUAAAGACUUGAAGACCCUCAAAGCCAGUAUGCAGACAAUGAAAGAAUCAACUGCAUCAAUACAUGAAAAGGUGAAGCACUUUGAAGAGCUGCGAAAGUCAGUUGAUGCGAUGAAAAAAGACAUGAAGGAUUACCAGGAGUUCAAGACAAACUUUGCCAGUUUAAAGAAGACUGUAGAGGAACGAUUGAAGAGCGCUGAGGACUGAGCAUUCCACAUCAAGUGUUCUAAUUGUGCAGUGACCACGAUGCAGAACUCUUGUGCCCUGUCACAUUCCAGUAAGGACAUGUCAAGAGAAGAAAAUAAAGGCUUACUCACUACAACC
Molecule: messenger RNA, 2569 nt
Organism: Rhipicephalus sanguineus (brown dog tick)
Lineage: Eukaryota; Metazoa; Arthropoda; Arachnida; Ixodida; Ixodidae
Product: centrosomal protein of 128 kDa
Exons: 2
Coding region: 146-2452 (768 amino acids)
Source: RefSeq, a predicted model, not a curated record